CUCGUUUCUUUUUCUUUUGGCUGCUCCUCUCUCUCUUUCUUCUUCCCCAAGAACCCUAAAUAUUUAGAUUUUUUUUUUUUAUAGAAAAAGGGCUUAAAUAUUUAGAUUUUUCUUAGAUGAUGUUGAUCGAAGAGAUAGAAAAGUCUGCUCAUCUGAUCCAUUGAAGGAGUUCACUUUCUCAUACCCAAAUGAAUCUGUUGCAGAGUGAGAAGAGAGGAGUUGAUGAAGAUUGGAUUACGACACUAUUGAGCUUAGAGUUCUUUGGGAUAUGUGUGAAUCAUAAGUAUCUUCGAAAGAACGAGAAGAAUGUCUUUUGCAUUGAUUGCAAUGUCGAAAUAUGCAGACAUUGUUGUAACACAGAACCUCACUUCCUCCAUCGUCGUCUUCAAAUUUGCAAAUACGUUUAUCAAGAUGUUCUGCGUCUCCUCGAUAUUCAACACUACUUUGAUUGCUCCGAGAUACAGACGUAUAAAAUAAAUGGAGAACAAGCUAUACAUUUGAAUUCGAGGCCACAAGCAAAAGAUGCAAGACCUUCAACAAAAUCCAAGAAUGCAGGUUCAUGCGUGACUUGUAAAAGAUAUAUUCAAGAUCGUCCUAAUCGAUUUUGCUCUAUCUCUUGCAAGAUUUCAGCUUCUCCAAAGAAGCACAAAUUUUGUUUCAAUCCAGAAACAAACCAAAGUGCUUUGAAGAAAGAACAUUAUAAUCGAGAAGAAAACUUAGAAGAGAAAAAAUCAUGCACAUCAUCACUCACCGAUGUUUCAGAAGAGUCCGAAGUUUUAUUGAGUAAUUUUACAUUGAGACCACUCAUGAGGAUACUCAAGAGAAAAGGAAUUUCUAGAAGAUCUCCUCUUAACUGAUUUUUUUAUGUGGAUUUGUUAUCAAAACCAUACAUUAUUUAUAUUUUCUAUUUAAGAAGAACUUAUUUUUAUAUUCUAUUUAAGAAGGAUGUUAUAUCGGGUUAUGUUUUAAAUAAAAACUUAUGAAAAGAAAUAACGAAUGUUUUGAGAUAA
Eruca vesicaria subsp. sativa (arugula) is the source of this 1010-nucleotide messenger RNA. The record is from the annotation of a GenBank genome assembly. NCBI's taxonomy places the organism in Eukaryota, Viridiplantae, Streptophyta, Magnoliopsida, Brassicales, Brassicaceae.